Messenger RNA from Gregarina niphandrodes, 549 nucleotides. RefSeq names its product histone chaperone ASF1. Gene Ontology annotation, molecular function: histone binding. Bases 1 to 549 code for a protein of 182 amino acids. The transcript is spliced from 2 exons. Gene Ontology annotation, cellular component: nucleus. NCBI's taxonomy places the organism in Eukaryota, Apicomplexa, Conoidasida, Eugregarinorida, Gregarinidae. Gene Ontology annotation, biological process: DNA replication-dependent chromatin assembly. The record is from RefSeq and is a predicted model, not a curated record.
AUGUCCUGGGUCGUGGUGAACAAUGCCUCCAUUGUGGGACCCAACCCGUGCACAUUGAAUACCCCAUUUCGAAUAGAGGUGUCAUUUCAAUGUCGAGAGGAUCUGACAUUGCCUUUAGUUUGGAGACUUAUAUACGUUGGAAGCCCCGACGACAAAAGCAAAGACCAAGAAUUAGAGUGUGCUGAGAUAGGCCCACUCAAGAAAGGGUCCUUGCGAUUUACUCUGGAAGCCGAUCCGCCUGACUUCACCAAGAUUGAUGACGACGACGUGCACGGUUCCACUGUGGUGUUAUUGGAGGCUAGUUACCGAGGACAGGAGUUCAUCCGAAUCGGGUGGUAUGUCCACAACACUUACGUCGAUCCUGUUUUGCAAGAAGACCCUCCUGACGUGCCUGUGCUCGAGAAGAUGGUCAGAUGGGUCGUAGUCGACGAGCCGAGAGUUACAAGAUUCCAAAUCAAAUGGGAAAGCGAUGGUCCCUGCAACGGGCUGUGUAACACGGAUGUUAUGAUGGCCAUGGACUCUACUACAGUUGAUGGCAUGAGCAACUGA